AUGAGUCCCCCAGGCGACAUUGUCGGCGCAGUCACGACUGGAUACCAGGCAUGGUUCACGUGCGAGGGCGACGGCUCGGAGGCCCAGUGCAUCGGCGGCUGGUGGCAUUACUCGCCAGACCGGCUCAAGCUGUGCGGGCCAGACAACUGCGGCAUCAUCAGCUGGCCCGACAUGCGGCCGUACGAGAAGACGUACCCCACCGCGCACGGCGUGCAGGCCGAUGGCGCGCAGCCAAGCCUGUUCAGCAAUAUGGACGACUGCACCAUCCUCACGCAUUUCCGUAUGAUGGCCGACGCCGGCAUCGACACGGCAGCACUGCAACGCUUCAACCCUACCGGUGGCGAGGGCCCAAUCCGCAACGUUACAACACCACGCGUCGCGCGCGCCGCCGAGGCGACAGGCCGCAAGUGGUACUGCAUGUACGACAUCUCCGGCUGGGCCAACAUGCAGAGCGAGCUCAAGACCGACUGGCUGAGCAUCAUGAGCGCGUUCGCGUGCGGACCGAGCUACGCGCGCCAGAACGGACGCGCCGUCGUGUCCAUCUGGGGCUUUGGGUUCAACGACGACGGACACAAGUGGGACCCUGCGGCGUGCAUCGAGAUCAUCAACUGGUUCAAGUCGCAGGGGUGCUAUGUCAUCGGCGGCGUGCCCACGUGGUGGCGCGAGGGCAAGAGCGACAGCCGCGACAACUACGCCCAGGUGUACCGCACCCUCGACUGCAUCUCGCCGUGGAUGGUCGGUCGCGCCGGCAAGAUCCGCGACCUGGACAACAUGUACGAGGCGGCAAACCUCCCCGACGCCAAGGAGCUGGCGAGCCUGGGCAUCGACUACCAGCCGUGUGUGAUGCCGGGCGACCUCCGCGCAGGCGACCGGUACCACGGCGACUUUUACUGGCGUCACUGGUACAACUCUGUGCGGCUCAAGGAGACGGGUGUCGGCCUCGGCAUCUACAUCUCCAUGUUUGACGAGUACAACGAGGGCAACCAAAUUGCGCCGACGGCCGAGACCAAGGCCAACCAGCCGCCGGAGUUUCCGCACAACGCGCUCGACGAAGACGGCGUGGCGUGCACCUCGGACUACUACCUGCGAAUCACGCGUGACGCGCGCGAGAUGUUCCAGGGCCGCGCCGAGGUGACCAAGGUGCGCCCGACCGAGCCAUGGCCUGGACGCGGAAGAUUCAACCCUCUGCCGUUUGUCGGCCUACGCGCACGGGUCAACGGCAAGAUCGUCUGCGCCGAGGGCGGCGGCGGCCACCCGCUCUUUGCCAACCGUGACAACGUCGGUCCGUGGGAGCAGUUUGAGCUCGAGUACGAGUCGCCGACGUGCGCUGCGAUCAAGACCAAGAGCGGGCAGUAUGUGUGCGCCGAGCCCCACGUCGACGGCCAGCCAGACUUUACGCUCGUCGCCAACCGGCCCGGCGCGGGCCCGUGGGAAACGUUCGAGGUCGAGCAGCAGGGCGGCGGCGUCAUUGCCCUCAAGGCGCACAACGGCAAGUAUGUGCAGGCGACUGGUGAUGGCCCCCUGGUCGCCAAGUCGGACGCCGUGGGGUGGUGGGAGACGUUCGAGGUGGUCGAGUAG
Messenger RNA from Vanrija pseudolonga, 1578 nucleotides. RefSeq lists its product as uncharacterized. The coding region runs from base 1 to 1578 and encodes 525 amino acids. The transcript has a single exon. The record is from RefSeq and is a predicted model, not a curated record. NCBI's taxonomy places the organism in Eukaryota, Fungi, Basidiomycota, Tremellomycetes, Trichosporonales, Trichosporonaceae. Gene Ontology annotation, molecular function: protein-macromolecule adaptor activity; actin filament binding.